AUGUUAUUUAUCGGAGUAAAAAGAAUCUUAAACAUAAAUAUAACCAAAUUUUAUUGUUUAAACAAUUUUUCAUCUCUAAAGAACAUAAAUCAAUAUUCCACGACUAAGAAGUAUUUAAAGGAUGAUGAGAUAUUGGUUGAGAAAGUACGGGUACUGAAGGAUAAGAAGUUUAUGGGUGAUUACUCGAUCCAUGAAGCAAAGUUGCUCGCUAAAAAAUUUAAUUCAAAUUUGAUUCUUUUUAAACCAAAUUCAAUCCCACCUAUUUGCGUAAUACAGAAUUAUUCUGAUUUUAUCAAAUCACUAGAAAAUUCUAGUACAACUGGUGUUGUUAAUGAAAGUAAAGAAGAUGAUAAGGGUGUUUAUGCUUUCGAUCCUUCAUUAAAGGGCAAAACUAUUCAAAUAUCUGAGAAUUGUGCAAUUCCAGACUUGAAUAGAAAAUUAUCUUCCAUCCGUAAGUUCAUCACCUCUGGCCAUAAAGUUGAUAUUAUACUUCAAACCACCAACAAAAGCAGAAAAUUGACAAAAAAUAAACAAAACACUAAUAACAUUGAAAAUAAUAUAAUUGAAGAAAAGGAUUCAAAGUUACAUAAGGAGGAAGAAGGUGUGUUAAUCCAGAGGAUAGAUUACAUAUAUUCAAGGCUAAAUGAUAUAGCAAAACCUUUUACUGUAAAAAAUAAACUUAACCUAAAUUCUAGGCAAAUUAUUCUAAAAUUUUAUCCUAAACAGUAA
Messenger RNA from Theileria annulata, 729 nucleotides. RefSeq lists its product as uncharacterized. The record is from RefSeq and is a predicted model, not a curated record. The coding region runs from base 1 to 729 and encodes 242 amino acids. Gene Ontology annotation, cellular component: mitochondrion. Gene Ontology annotation, biological process: ribosome disassembly; translational initiation. The transcript is spliced from 2 exons. NCBI's taxonomy places the organism in Eukaryota, Apicomplexa, Aconoidasida, Piroplasmida, Theileriidae. Gene Ontology annotation, molecular function: translation initiation factor activity; ribosome binding.